Messenger RNA from Condylostylus longicornis, 1810 nucleotides. RefSeq names its product protein maelstrom 2-like. The record is from RefSeq and is a predicted model, not a curated record. Gene Ontology annotation, molecular function: sequence-specific DNA binding. NCBI's taxonomy places the organism in Eukaryota, Metazoa, Arthropoda, Insecta, Diptera, Dolichopodidae. The transcript is spliced from 6 exons. Gene Ontology annotation, biological process: spermatogenesis; negative regulation of DNA-templated transcription; regulation of miRNA-mediated gene silencing. Gene Ontology annotation, cellular component: nucleus; P granule. Bases 190 to 1584 code for a protein of 464 amino acids.
GAACUCACUUAGCAAACGCUAAUGGAAGAAAAUGAUCUAUUUCAAAGUCCUACGUUAUGUAAAUAAAAAUUAAAGUUAACAGCAAUGCAAGAGCGUAAGAGAUCAGUUACAUUUGGUAGAACAAUUGCAAUAUUUAGAAACUAAUACUUCUUAAGUUUUUCUAUCACUAAAAAAUACUUUGAAACACAAAUGCCUAAAUCUAAGAAAGCUUCACCGUUUAUGACUUUUGCUAAAGAAAGGUAUCCGAAUUUGCCCAUAAAUGUAGCAGUUAGUAAAGCUGGUAAGGAAUGGGAGAGUAUGUCAAAAGAAAAAAGGGAAAAAUAUGUGGAAAAAUGUAAAAAUACACUAUUUAUGGUACCAAAAAGAGAAUUACUUACUAGUCAAGGUGUACCAAUAUCCUUUGUUGAAAAAGAGAAACAAGAAUUAAUAAAGAAGGAAUACUCUAUGAAAACUGAAAUAGAAGAUAUUGUAAUAUCUGGUCGGGAUACAGGAAAUUUAGCGGAUAUUACUUUCAAUUUCAUUAGUGUUAACUACUUUAGUCAAACUGCUGAUGGAUCAAUUUACACUCCCGCAGAAAUAGGGAUUUCAGCAUAUUCAUUAAGAGAUGGGGUAAAAAAUCGAUAUCAUUCUUUGGUAAAUCCACUAACUGUUCCAUAUGGACAUGCUUUCGAAACUAAAACUCACUCUGAACGUACACAUCAAUUGGGGGUACCACCUGAUGUUCAAGGUGAAACAAAUUUAAAGAAAUUAUAUUUAAAUUGUCUGGAAUUUAUCAGGGAAAAUAAUGAAUGCGGUUCUGAAUAUCCACCAUUGUUUACACAUCAAGACGAAAAAAUAGUUAAGUCAGUUUUAGAAGUUUUGAGGUCAGAUUGUUAUGAUGAAGAACCAGUUUUACGUGUAUAUCCUUUGCGCGAGCUCUUUUUUAUAUUAAAGAGAACAACUUCAGAGAUAGGUGAAACAAAACCACCUGAAUCAAAACAUAUAACUAAUGCAUAUUUGGAUAAAGAUGUAUACGAAUAUCAAGUUAACAUCGCCUGCGAUUUUCAUGAAAAGAAGGACUGCGCAAAAUAUUGUGCUUUAUCUUGUGUAACCAGAUGGGCGUACACAUUAUCUGAUCAUUUAUGUAAAGAUCUCGCUUUAGAUAUGGAACCGGGUCAUCAUAUUCCUAAAGACGCUGAUUGUAUGAGUUAUACAUUUUCUGAAAGCAAUUUUGAUAGUUCAGUUGUGACGCAACCAAAAAUUGAGAGAGAGCACUUUAAUAUUAGUAAAUCUACAAGUUUAAGCACAAUAGAACAUUUUCCUUCAUUAAAAGACUCGAAAAAGAAAAGUGGAAGAACAAACAACAUGGAUAAUACCAUGACUACAAAUUCAUUAUGUGAUCAUUUUGAUAACGAAAGUUCCUCAAAUCCUUGGAUGAGGCGAAAAAUAUCCCGCCGGCCAGCUGAAGAAUCAUUUUCGAUCGAUAUAGGAGAGUGUGACGAGUUUCCACGAAUCCCAAGUUCAAGCGGUAGAGGACUAUUAUUCAGUAGGGUUGUAGAAGAAGCAAAAACAUCCCGAGGAAGGGGUUUGGCAUUUGGCGAUUAAAAUGAUAAAGAAAUGAUUAAUUAAAACAUUGAAGUGAGCUUAAAUAACUUUAAGUUGUAUAUUUUAAAAGUUUUAACAAUACUAAAUGAAAUAAUUCUUAAAAUAUAUUUGACGAGAUAUUUAUUGUCAAAAGUGUUUAUUUCAAGUUGCCCUUUGUUAUGAAUAAAGUUUUUUUUUGCAUCAAAAAAUAAUCAAAAUUUGAAAAAUAAAAAAAUAAUUUUUGAAU